Monoraphidium neglectum is the source of this 1845-nucleotide messenger RNA. RefSeq lists its product as hypothetical. NCBI's taxonomy places the organism in Eukaryota, Viridiplantae, Chlorophyta, Chlorophyceae, Sphaeropleales, Selenastraceae. Gene Ontology annotation, biological process: magnesium ion transport. The transcript is spliced from 13 exons. Gene Ontology annotation, molecular function: magnesium ion transmembrane transporter activity. The coding region runs from base 1 to 1845 and encodes 614 amino acids. The record is from RefSeq and is a predicted model, not a curated record.
AUGUAUUACAUCGCAGGCGUCUCGGCUGUGCCGUCGGCACAGCCAACGCAGCGUCGCCGGCAGCGCUGCACGCCCGCGUCUGAUGCCGCAUCGGCGCCCUGGGGCGACCUGGGGCGCCGCGGGUUCCUGAGCGGCUCAUAUAUCAGCAAAGGCGGCAGCAGCAGCAGCGGCAGCAGUGGCGGUGCGUCAGAGGGCAUCGGCAGCGUGAUCACAGCUGCCUUGCGGGGCCUUGGCGGGGGCGGCAGCAGCGGGGCCCUCGCAGCCGCCGUCAACGGCGCGGGCGCGGCUGACGCUGGGCUGCUGGCAGAGGGCUUGGAGCACGGCCAGGCGGCGUGGGCGGCGCGCAUGCGGUUCCGGCGGCAAGAGCCGACGUUCCAGGUGAUCGAGUGCUUCCCCAACGGGGUGGCGCGGGAGUCGCGGCGGCCCCGCACCGCGUCGCAGCUGGAGCUGCACCCGCGUGAUGUGGUGCUCUUCGCGCCGAUAUCGCGCCUCGCGGCGCCGCAGCGCGCCACCAUCGCGGUCAGGGAGGACAAGAUCCUGUUCAAGACGGAGGUGGCCCAGGCCAUCAUCAGCGCUGACAAGGCUGUGCUAAUCAUAGGCCGGCGGGACAGGGACGCCAAGCAGCUGGCGGCAGAGAUCAUCAAGGUCAUGGGCCGGGCCGAAGCCCCCACAAAUGGCGGCGACGUGGACUUUCCGGGGCCAUCGGAUGCCCCCGGGGCGCUCCCGUUUGAGCUGCGGGUCCUGGAGGUGCUGCUCGACGCCACAGUGGAGUAUUUCUACACCAAGACCCAGCAUCUCAAUUGGAUGAUGGAGUCCAUAGGGGACGAGAUCAAGCAGCCCCGCAGGCCCUUCAACGCCACGGACAAGGCCCACCAGCUGAUCCCUAUUCAGAAGUUCCUCACCUCCAUCAAGAACGACGUCAGGGAGACCUGCGAGGCCCUCGUCGCGAUGAGUGAGGACGAGGAGCACCUGCAGGAGCUGUGCCUCACAUGGCAGCGCCAGCUGCAGCAGGCCAUCUGGGCGCAGCAGCCGGCGGCCGCGCCGCAGGUCCAGUACAGCGCCUGCCCAGAGACAGGCGUCCUCAAGCCGGCCCCCACGGCGUCAUUCCUGAACGAGGUUUACGAGGCCAACCACCCGCCCGGCACCGGCGCCGUCACCGCGCACACCAAGAAGCACUCGGCCAGCGGCGGCAGCGGGCACGGGCGCCACGGCGGGCACGGCGGGCACGACAGGCACGGCGGCGGCGGGCAUGGCCACGGGGCGCCGCAUAGCCAGAUGAGCUCUGCGUACCUCCGAACGGUGAGCGACAUGCUGGAGUCUUAUGAGAGGGAGAUUAGGUCACUGGAGGGCAGCCUGCUGGAGGCCGAGGAGAACCUCGACAACACCAGGGAGGUGUGGCACAUGCAGCUGGACAGCAGUCGCAACCACAUCAUCCUGGUCAACCUGUGGCUGUCCAUGAUCAACAUAUCAGUCAUGGCCACCACCAUACUGCCGGCGUUCUUCGGGAUGAACCUGCACAGCGGGCUGCCGGAGGAGAGCAUGAAGCACUUCUACAUGGUGGUGGCGGCCAGCAUUGUGAUCGCGACACUGUCGUACCCCCUGGGACGCUGGAUCUACUUCAGGCACUGGCGCAAGAUGACUCAGCACGAGCUGUUCGAGCAGAAGAUGCUCAGGGUCCUGCUGGUGCAGCACAUUGACGACCUGGAUGACAUCAUCGACGCCCUCCGCAAGGUUGACGGCCCGAUCGACCGCCGGCGCUUCCGCGAUGUCGUCACCAGCACCCUGGGCAACCGUGCCAUCACAGCAGCAAAUGUCAACUUCCUAUUUGACAUAUUCGACGCGUGA